Messenger RNA from Melanaphis sacchari, 1370 nucleotides. RefSeq names its product 7SK snRNA methylphosphate capping enzyme-like. Gene Ontology annotation, molecular function: O-methyltransferase activity; RNA methyltransferase activity; snRNA binding. Gene Ontology annotation, biological process: snRNA modification. Bases 475 to 1290 code for a protein of 271 amino acids. Lineage: Eukaryota; Metazoa; Arthropoda; Insecta; Hemiptera; Aphididae. The transcript is spliced from 5 exons. The record is from RefSeq and is a predicted model, not a curated record.
UUUUAUUAUCUAUGGUAAAUCCUAAUUCUUAAUCGAAAUCUACGACCGUAAACGACGAGCCCGGAGACACGCGUAGCAACGAAUUUCGCCGAUAGUUGGCAAUACUGCGGCGAGCCAAGAACACGCACAAUACUGAACAACAGACAACAGGUUGGCAGUUAUGUAUUACACGUCCUCAUAAAAAUUUAUGUUCUUGAUAUAAUAAUACUACGAACCAUAAAGAAAGAAGUCACUAAGUUGGUUUUAUCACUUAUAUAUCUGUUUAAUACAACUAUAAUCCAUUGUUGAAUUUUACGACCUCCGAACCUCCUGUUGAUGCUUGACAGAUAAUUGUAAGAGCUGUGUCUUAUUUUGUAGCAAAUGUAAUGUCUUAAGCUGUGAUGCGAGCACUAGAUUGACUCAUUUCAAUGGUUAACAUUUUAAUACCAGCCAUACUAUUUAUAUUAUAAAGUAAUAUAAGUAAGUCCAAUCAUUAUGGUGCCCGAAUUCAUAGAAACAUACACCAAACCUCAGAAGGCUGUUCAGACAUCAGCUAAAUUGAAACGAAAAAAUAAUAAAAACAAACCCAAGUUUGAUAAAAAAAAUGAGUUGAUUAAGUAUGGAAAUCAUAACAGAUAUGUUUAUCGUAAUCCAGAUGAUAAAGAUGUUAGGCUGAAUGUGUUAGCUUACCAUUUAAAUUUAUUUUAUGGUCAGGCUGUGUUGGAUAUUGGCUGUAAUAUUGGUCAUGUGACAUUUAGUCUUGCUAGAGAUUUUGGUGUAAAGUCAGUUGUAGGGAUGGAUAUCGAUCCUGAUUCAAUAAGUAUUGCACGUCAAAAUUUACAGCAUUACUAUAGCAAUCCAGUGCCAGGUAUGCCAAUAUCUGUAAGAUUUCCAUACAAUGUAUCGUUUAUAAAGGGAAAUUAUGUACUAAAAUGUGAUAGUCUACUUGCAAGAGAAACACGUAAGUACGACGUUAUUCUCUGUUUUAGCGUUACAAAGUGGAUUCAUUUGAACUGGGGUGAUGACGGUUUAAAAUUAGCAUUCCAACGCAUGUAUGCACAGUUGCAACCUGGUGGAGUACUUGUGGUAGAGCAUCAGCCAUGGAAAUCAUAUGGUCGUAGAAAAACAUUGACAAAAACCAUUUGGAAAAAUUACAAAAACAUAAAACUGAAACCUCAAAUGUUUGCUGACUAUCUGUUGAAUGAAGUUGGUUUUGCCCACUGUGAAACUCUUACCAUGGUUUAUGAUCCAACUGGAGGAUUUCACCAUCCGCUGAAUGUGUAUAGAAAACCUUACAUUAUUUUUAUUUAGGUGUAGCCAGACUUUUAUAUCAGGUGUUGCUGAAAUGUACCAAAUGUUUUCAAAAUUUGAAUUUUUUUUUUUUAUCAAAA